AUGAUCAAGUCCGCACUUGCACUCGUCUUCAUCCAGGCUGUGGUCUCGCGCUCAACUCCCGAUGUCGGGACUGACAAUGCUCAAGCUCCUCUUGGCUCUCCUCUUGACUUUGUACCCCGGCCAACUCUACCUCUCUCACCCCCAUCCGCCCCUCCUCUCGCUUUCGUGAACGCUGACUCAAAAGAGCCCCAGUCAUGGCUUGCCAAGUACGGCAAACAAGCUGACCUAGGCUACACCGGCCCUCUCGCGUUCUCUCACCUGGAAUACGCGAGAUGUCUCGAGGACCAGUCGGUGGACUACGAUGUUGCGAUUCUGGGUAUGCCUUUCGAUACCGCGACAUCUUUCAGACCCGGCGCAAGGUUUGGACCGCACGGAAUCCGGUUGGGAUCGAGGAGGCAACAUGGACAGAGGGCAUAUUCGUUGGCCUGGGGCAUGGACCCGUACGCCGGAAUUAAGGUCAUGGAUUGUGGCGACAUUCCGCUGAGCGCGUACGACAACCUGCUCGCGUUGGAUCAAAUGGAGGUCGCGUAUGACACCCUCCUCGCACGUCCUGUGGCGAAGGGUGGCGACCUCGUCCCCAACAGGCCUAUACUGGCCAAGGACGGUGCGGUUCAUCCGAAAGUGAUCACUCUCGGAGGUGAUCACACCAUCGUUCUCCCCAUCCUUCGUUCCCUCUACAAAGUCUACGGUCCUGUCUCCGUUAUUCACUUUGAUGCGCAUCUCGAUACCUGGGGCAGUCUCCCAGUCCCUGGAGCACCCAAAGAUUCCGUCACCCACGGAAGUUUCUUCUAUGUGGCGCAUGAGGAGGGCCUCCUGCUGAAUGACACUAGCAUCCAUGCCGGCAUUCGUUGCAAAAUGCUGAGCGAAGCCGACGUAGAGAACGAUGAGAACGUCGGUUUCACGAUCGUUUCCGCAGAAGAUGUAGACGACCUGGGUGUUCCGGAGGUCAUCAAACGGAUCCGUGAGCGCGUCGGUGAUACUCCUGUUUACCUCACCCUGGACAUCGACGUCGUUGACCCCGGUAUUGCACCUGCGACCGGUACACCUGAGAUUGGAGGCUUGACCACCCGUGAAGUCAAGCGUAUCAUCCGUGGCCUUGCUGGUCUUAACUUCGUCGGCGCAGAUGUCGUGGAAGUCGCACCCGCCUACGAUCAUGCCGACAUCACGAACAUCGCCGCCGCCGAUAUCAUCCACGACUUCUUGGGCGCAAUGACAUCCUCUGAGCCACCAAAGCCUCGCGACGAGCGUAAGAAGAUGAAGGCCAAGGCUGAGCUUUAGAGCUGCUCGUCCUCCGUGUGAUGAGACGAGACGCAGAAUAUUACGAUUAAUGCUGUCGAGACAUACAAAAACAAUGCAGCACAAGCUUCUUCC
Stereum hirsutum FP-91666 SS1 is the source of this 1371-nucleotide messenger RNA. Its product is annotated as Arginase/deacetylase. The record is from RefSeq and is a predicted model, not a curated record. Gene Ontology annotation, molecular function: agmatinase activity; metal ion binding. The coding region runs from base 1 to 1278 and encodes 425 amino acids. Lineage: Eukaryota; Fungi; Basidiomycota; Agaricomycetes; Russulales; Stereaceae. The transcript has 8 exons.